Molecule: messenger RNA, 2511 nt
Organism: Puma concolor (puma)
Lineage: Eukaryota; Metazoa; Chordata; Mammalia; Carnivora; Felidae
Gene: ZKSCAN5
Product: zinc finger with KRAB and SCAN domains 5
Biological process (GO): regulation of transcription by RNA polymerase II
Cellular component (GO): nucleus
Molecular function (GO): RNA polymerase II cis-regulatory region sequence-specific DNA binding; DNA-binding transcription activator activity, RNA polymerase II-specific
Source: RefSeq, a predicted model, not a curated record
AUGAUAAUGACAGAGUCUGGGGAAGUUAUAGACUUAGACCCUCCCGCUGAGAUUUCACAGGAGCAAGAAGACCUUCUAAUAGUGAAGGUGGAAGAAGAAGACUGUACCUGGAUGCAAGAGUACAACCCUCCAGUGUUUGAGACUUUUUACCAGCGCUUCAGGCACUUCCAGUACCAUGAGGCAUCAGGCCCCCGGGAGGCCCUGAGCCAGCUCCGGGUGCUGUGCUGCGAGUGGCUGAGGCCCGAGCUGCACACCAAGGAGCAGAUCCUGGAGCUUCUGGUGCUGGAGCAGUUCCUGACCAUCCUACCGGAAGAGUUCCAGACCUGGGUGAGAGAACAUCACCCGGAAAGUGGAGAAGAGGCCGUGGCUGUGGUAGAAAAUAUACAGAGAGAGCUAGAGGAACGCAGACAACAGAUCGUGGUGUGUCCUGAAGUGCUUCCUCAGAAGAUGGUACCACCUGGAGUUGUUCAGGAGUCCCCCAGCCACCAGCUCCUGUCUGUGGACCCCCCAUCUGAACAGGAGCCACAGAAGCCUCAUCUUCUGGAGGAAAAUGCCCUACCUGCUCUCCAAGUUCCUCCCCUUCCCCUGAAGGACAGCCAGGAGCUGACAGCCUCACUUCUCUCAGCUGGGUCCCAGAAGUUGGUGAAAAUUGAAGAUGUGGCUGAUGUGGCUGUAUCCUUCAUCCUGGAGGAAUGGGGACAUUUGGACCAGUCUCAGAAGUCACUCUAUAGGGAUGACAGGAAGGAGAAUUAUGGGAGUAUUCCUUCCAUGGAUUAUGAGUCUAGGAAUGACAACGUGGAACUCAUGGUAAAGCAGAUUUCUGAUGAUGCUGAAGCCCACUGGGUGACGUCAGCAAGCACCGAAAGAAAUGUUCCCCAGAGUCAAGGGUUUGGAGAAGUUAGUGAUCUUCACGGCAUGGUAGAAAGGUGGCAGGUAAACCCCGCUGUGGGGAAAUCAAGGCAGAACUCUUCCCAGAAAAGAGAUCUUGGUGCCAUCACAGAUGCUAACCGUAAGCAAAAUACAAGCACAAGUGGUGAGAGAGGUCACAAAUGUAACGAUUGUGGUAAAUUUUUCCUUCAAGCCUCAAACUUCAUUCAACAUCGGCGAAUCCACACUGGAGAAAAACCGUUUAAGUGUGGUGAAUGUGGGAAAAGCUACAAUCAGCGUGUGCACCUGACACAGCAUCAGCGUGUCCACACUGGCGAGAAACCGUACAAGUGUCAGGUGUGCGGAAAAGCCUUCCGCGUGAGCUCGCACCUUGUCCAGCAUCACAGUGUGCACAGUGGGGAGAGACCCUACGGAUGUACCGAGUGUGGGAAAAACUUUGGCCGGCACUCCCAUCUGAUUGAGCACCUGAAGCGCCACUUCAGAGAGAAAUCCCAAAGAUGCAGUGACAAAAGAAGUAAGAAUACAAAAUUGAAUGUUAAGAAGAAAAUUUCAGAAUUUUCAGAAGCAGACAUGGAACUAUCAGGAAGAAUCCAAAGGAAUGCUUCUCAAGUGCAAGAUUUUGGAGAAGGCCAUGAACAUGCAGGCAAGUUGGAUAGAAAGCAGGGAGUUCCCAUGAAAGAGAUACUAGGACAGCCUUCUUCAAAGAGGAUAAAUUUCAGCGAAGUCACAUACAUGCACAAAAAAUCAUCCACAGGAGAGAGACCACAUAAAUGUAAUGAAUGUGGAAAAAGCUUCAUUCAGAGUGCACAUCUGAUUCAACAUCAGCGAAUACACACGGGGGAGAAGCCAUUUAGGUGCGACGAAUGUGGGAAAAGCUACAAUCAGCGUGUGCAUCUGACUCAGCAUCAGCGGGUCCACACUGGUGAGAAACCCUACACCUGUCAUUUAUGUGGGAAAGCAUUUAGAGUGAGGUCUCAUCUUGUUCAGCAUCAGAGUGUGCACAGCGGGGAGAGACCCUUUAAAUGUAAUGAGUGCGGCAAGGGCUUUGGGAGGCGGUCACACCUUGCUGGGCAUCUGAGACUCCACUCUAGAGAGAAAUCCCAUCAGUGCCAUGAAUGUGGAGAAAUCUUUUUUCAGUAUGUUAGCCUCAUUGAACAUCAGGUGCUCCACAUGGGUAAGAGAAAUGAAAAAAAUGGCAUUUGUGAGGAAGCAUAUAGUUGGAACUUGACAGUGAUUGAAGAUAAGAAGAUUGAGUUACAAGAGCAGCCUUAUAAGUGUGAUAUCUGUGGCAAAGCCUAUAGUUAUAGUUCAGACCUUAUUCAGCAUUACCGAACUCACACUGCAGAGAAAACCUAUAAAUGUGAUAUAUGUAGAGACAAUGUUGGCCAGUGUUCCCACAUAAAACAUCAAAAACCCUACUCCAAUGUGAAAUCCCAUCAAUGUCAUGAAUGUGGCAGAGCCUUCACUCUGAAGUCCCAUCUUAAUCAGCAUCAGAGAAUCCAUACUGGUGAGAAACCCUUUCAGUGUAAAGAGUGCGGAAUGAGUUUCGGUUGGAGUUGCAGCCUCUUUAAACAUCUGAGAAGUCAUGAGAGGACAAAUCCCAUAAAUACCUUAAGUGUCUAG